Molecule: messenger RNA, 4930 nt
Organism: Dromaius novaehollandiae (emu)
Lineage: Eukaryota; Metazoa; Chordata; Aves; Casuariiformes; Dromaiidae
Gene: FZR1
Product: fizzy and cell division cycle 20 related 1
Exons: 14
Coding region: 226-1707 (493 amino acids)
Biological process (GO): anaphase-promoting complex-dependent catabolic process; positive regulation of anaphase-promoting complex-dependent catabolic process; positive regulation of ubiquitin protein ligase activity
Cellular component (GO): anaphase-promoting complex
Molecular function (GO): protein binding; ubiquitin ligase activator activity; anaphase-promoting complex binding
Source: RefSeq, a predicted model, not a curated record
CCGCGCGGGGGCGGGGCCGCGGGCGGGAGCGGAGGGCGGGGGCAGCCCGCUCGCAGGCGGCCGCCAUAUUGGGCAGCGCUGCGGCCGGCGGAGAGUGACAGGAGGAGGCGGAGCGGGGCCGGGCCGGGCCGCGCCGGCCGCGCAGCAGACUAGUUACUGUUUGGACUUCAUGAAGAUAAAUUCCUGGGACUGCUGAACUCCCCAGCUCCCCCUUUCCUUUCCACCAUGGACCAGGAUUACGAGAGACGUCUCCUACGCCAAAUCAACAUACAGAAUGAAAACACAAUGCCUUGCGUAGCAGAGAUGAGAAGAACACUGACGCCUUCCAAUUCUCCAAUGUCUUCUCCUAGUAAACAUGGAGACAGAUUUAUUCCUUCAAGAGCUGGGGCCAACUGGAGCAUUAACUUCCACAGAAUAAAUGAAAAUGAAAAAUCGCCAAGUCAAAACAGAAAAGCAAAGGAUGCUACGUCGGACAAUGGCAAAGAUGGCCUUGCUUACUCUGCCUUGCUGAAGAACGAACUCUUGGGAGCAGGGAUUGAGAAAGUUCAGGACCCACAGACGGAGGACAGGAGGCUGCAGCCGUCCACCCCAGAGAAGAAGUCUCUAUUCACUUAUUCUCUCAGCACAAAGCGCUCCAGUCCAGAUGAUGGCAAUGAGGUGUCGCCAUAUUCCUUGUCUCCUGUCAGCAACAAAAGUCAGAAGCUGUUAAGAUCACCUCGAAAACCAACACGGAAAAUCUCAAAGAUUCCUUUCAAAGUGCUGGAUGCCCCGGAACUGCAGGAUGACUUCUACCUGAACCUGGUCGACUGGUCCUCUCUUAACGUCCUCAGUGUUGGCCUUGGGACUUGUGUUUACCUAUGGAGCGCUUGUACUAGCCAGGUAACCCGAUUGUGUGAUCUGUCUGUGGAAGGAGAUUCUGUCACGUCUGUGGGCUGGUCAGAACGGGGGAACUUGGUAGCAGUUGGCACUCACAAGGGCUUUGUACAGAUCUGGGAUGCGGCUGCAGGAAAAAAGCUUUCCAUGCUGGAGGGGCACACAGCUAGAGUUGGUGCCUUGGCGUGGAAUGCAGACCAGCUUUCUUCUGGGAGUCGGGACAGAAUGAUCCUUCAGAGAGACAUCCGAACCCCACCUCUACAGUCUGAGCGGCGACUCCAGGGCCACAGGCAGGAAGUUUGUGGGCUCAAAUGGUCUACGGACCACCAACUCCUGGCAUCUGGAGGAAACGAUAACAAGCUUCUUGUCUGGAAUCACUCCAGCCUGAGUCCUGUCCAGCAAUACACAGAGCAUCUUGCAGCAGUAAAAGCUAUUGCCUGGUCUCCACACCAACACGGCCUCCUCGCCUCUGGCGGCGGAACGGCUGACCGCUGCAUACGGUUCUGGAACACGCUCACCGGACAGCCUUUGCAGUGCAUCGACACCGGGUCGCAAGUGUGUAACUUGGCCUGGUCUAAACAUGCCAAUGAGCUAGUGAGUACCCAUGGAUACUCGCAGAACCAGAUCCUCGUCUGGAAAUAUCCCUCGUUAACUCAAGUAGCAAAGCUAACAGGACACUCAUACCGAGUCUUAUAUCUGGCAAUGUCCCCUGAUGGAGAGGCCAUAGUUACAGGAGCUGGAGAUGAAACCUUGCGGUUCUGGAACGUCUUCAGUAAAACUCGCUCAACAAAGGAGUCUGUAUCCGUUCUAAACCUCUUCACCAGGAUACGGUAAACCCUCUGUAUUACAACCCAGGAGACCACAGUCUGACGUACCAGGAUAAAACCACUAACUUGGUGUGCAUGGAACCCCAAACAAUCAGCCAGAAGGGGAGUGAGUGUCAGUGGCGCUGGAGGAUGGAUCUAACAGAUGCUAAUUAAAUAUGUGCUUGUGAACCACAUUGGGCAGUAUUUGGGAUGGGGUUGGGGAGGGACUUGCCAAAGGUUUACGGAUUUAUCCUUUGUAAAGGGGAACGGGUACAAGAGAUGCUAAAACAGCAUCCUCCAACCCUUGUUCUGUAUAGUGGAGAAAACAUGUAUGAUAUGGACCAUUAAGACUGGACCAAGGCCAUCCCAACUGCUAUGUCAUCUCUUAGGAGAGAUGAGUAUCCUUGCCUUUGCGGGAAAGGGUUUAACGUGCUGCUUUGGUCCCUCUAUCCUAGGAUGGACAUCUUUGGAGGUAGGAGCUAGCCAGACUUGUUCAAUGCAACUGGUGCAAGGGGACUAGACUCCAGACUGGGCGUUAGCCUCUCUGAUAUCUAAGGGCAUUGUUUAUAGCCUGGGAUCUACAUUACAUGAAGAAACUGGAGAACUGCAUAUUUUUCUUUGCAUUUUUUCCAAAUAAAACAGGUACUGCAGUACUUGAUACAACCAUUCCCGUAAGACAGUUUAACGUUGGCACACUUAACAACUGGCUUCAAACAAGUACAUUUUUGGGCUCUAAACUUUAAAGGAGACUUAAAGAGGCUCCACCUUUGAGGGAGCACAUUCAAAGAAUUUUAAAAUUGCUAUUGCAUGUUCUCGGCUGAUCUCCAAACUUUUAGUUAACGAAGAGGAAAAACAAUGUCUUAAAAAAAAAAAAAAAAAGUAUUUGGAGCUUCCCACAGUGCCAUUUGUUGCAAGCUGGUUGCUCUGGAGUCUUUCUGAGGACAAAAGCAGUUGAGAUGUGGUUAAACAAAACAACUACUGUAGAUCUGUUUUUCAAAGAAAGCAUUGCCUCUUCUGGCUGGAAGGGGGGAAGCGCCAUGGCUGGGUGAGGGGUUUUUUUCUUUUUUACGCAAGGAAGAAGUGUUACUUUUUUUUUAUCUCCAAGUCAAAGCCAGGGACCUGUUGAUUUUUUUUGUUUGUUUGUUUGUUUUCUUUUUUUAAAGUUGUAUGGAAAGAAGAGUGCCUGCCUGUGUGUUUGGAGCCCGUGUGAUGAGUGCAGUGGGAUGUGAUGCAAAGCACUUGUGUGUAUGUGUUGUUUUUAAUUUAAAAAGAAGCUGUUACGCUUGCAGCAGCCUGUUCCUGUCUUACUUUGUACAUGUGCCAAUGCUCUCCCUGCUGUGCACCUGGCUCUUCUGCCUGCCUCAUGUCCUCUCUAGUACAUUUGGAUGUGAGUGCUGUUUCCUGUUCUCGCUUGGAUUUUCCUGGCUGUGUAUAUAGACCUUGACCUGUUCUCUGUAGAGUGUAUAGGCAUUUUUUUUUUCUUUUUUUGGAAACCAGACUGCAGGGGUGGAGGUGGGAAUACAACUGCCUCUCCCCAGUGCCACCAGUAUCCUUAGGGUGAGCUUCUGAGAUUGGAAGGCUGAUACGGAGAAGGGCAGUGAAGGGCGGCUCUGUUCACUACAGCCUUGACCAAGUGUGCCGUUUACACCAGUGCCUGGAUCGGGCUCCUCUGUGGCUUGACACUACCUCCGCAUAUUGCAGAUACUUGGAGGCGCUUGUGAGGUGCUCGUGUGCCGGGAGUUCACUGCUCCUUAGCAAACUGACAGCACUGAAUCUCGAAAGCCCGAAGCAGCAGCCACAUCAUCUUAUUGUAGCCUCGCUUGCCUCAAACAUAAUUUCAACACAAGUCUAUAAACAUAAUUUCGAUGUAACUUCUGAAACACAAUCUCAGCACAACCACUGUGUUGUAAUACUUGCUGCAGGAGUACGAGGCGCUGUUAAAAAUUGUCUAAUGGCCUCCCAGUUCCCCUCUUGUUGCUUGUUAUGCUCACUUGCAUUGUUAAACUUGAUAGCGUGGAAGGACCACUGAAAAGCACUGAGGAGUUGUUAAUUAAGUCAGAUCGUUAAGUUGGGAAGCAGGUUUGAACUGAAAGGCCAGCGGCAGGGAGUCAUGGCCUGUCACAGGUGUCUGUCCUGUUGUAAUGCCACCCUUCUUGGGGCAGCAGAGCCUGGGAAAGGGGGCUGCUUACACCAGUGGGUAAAGGUGGUUGGUAACUGCUGCUGUAGAUCUCUUUCCUUCUGUGUUCUGGGCUCUCUCCUACCUAAGUCCUGAUGUGCAACCCCCUUGGAGACACUGCUUGCUUCUCCAGGAGGAAAUCUCUAGAUAGGGUGGGGGCAAGGAGGAGGUCUCAAAGUUGCACGCAGGUAACCCCAGAAAGUGGAGUGGCUUCACACUGGUUUGUGCCCGUUCUGGCUCAGGGGAGCGCAGGGGUCGUGCUGGAGGAGGAAGCCUGCGACACGGGUGCCUUCCUCCGAGGAGACCCUGGAGCGGCUGGGGAGAUGGGCAGCGCGGUCAGCGCGUGCACAGCCUGUGCUGUGUCCACAGCUCGGUGCUCCCUCGUGUCCCGGCGUCCAGCUGGGCCCGGCGGUGCUGGCGAGGGGGCAGCCCCCUCGUUGCUCUGCUCCUGGCGCCGUGCUCCUCUUCCACCGGGCACUUUCACAAGCUCUUUUUUCUCACUUUUCUUGCUUUGGAGCUGCCUUGUAAGCAGGUCGGCUUGCGACUUCCUCUUCUGUCACGUUUGGCAGGGAGGGCUAGCGAUUUCCAACCCAUAGCUGGUCCGUGGCUGAGCAGCUUGGCUAACGAGCAUGGAAAGAACGAGCUGUUCAGAUGGAUUUAGCUGUUACAGUAUGGCACAGACUCCUUCCCCCACUCCGCUUGCAGCUGCCAGGGCAGGAGUGGAGUUCCCAGAAGUGCUCUCUGCAGGUAUUUUGCUGCAAGAGUGUGCGUUUGUGGGUGUGUGCGUAUGUCGCAGCUCAUAGAGGCAAGUGGUGUGACGCUGUUGGCUGGCUGGAGUGUGUUAACUGGGGAAAAGAGCAAAACUAUUGUAAGCUUGUGACUUUUGGUGUAUGAUCUGUAAGUACUGAGCUGUGCAGGUGGGUUGAGCAAAGGGUCCUCCCAGAGUUUAUGCGAUAAAGUCCACAACCUCGUGGCAUUGUUAUAUAUAAGGCAUCAUAUGGUGGAGAAAAUAUAGAGCGUUGUAACUUUUCCAUGUAAAGCAAUCUAACUGGCAUUAAACAAGUUGUGAAUUUAA